This is a messenger RNA of Aspergillus thermomutatus, 3651 nucleotides long. RefSeq lists its product as uncharacterized. Bases 1 to 3651 code for a protein of 1216 amino acids. Gene Ontology annotation, cellular component: nucleus. Gene Ontology annotation, molecular function: sequence-specific DNA binding; DNA-binding transcription factor activity. The transcript has 8 exons. Gene Ontology annotation, biological process: positive regulation of transcription by RNA polymerase II. Lineage: Eukaryota; Fungi; Ascomycota; Eurotiomycetes; Eurotiales; Aspergillaceae. The record is from RefSeq and is a predicted model, not a curated record.
AUGACCGACCCGGAAAAGACUGUGUGGCUAAUUGCCUGUACGGUGUCCAUGGGGGAUUCCUGUUCGGCUACGAUACUGGCGUCAUCUCCGCUGUACUGGUCAACUGGAACAGACCUAGGCAAAACCCUAUCCUCUAGCCAGCAAGAGUUGAUCACUUCCAUCACCUCCGGAGGCGCGCUGAUCGGGGCGAUUCCUGCCCUGAUGCUGGGCGCCGCAAUGCCACGGUGCCCCGAGACUCCUCGUCAAUUAAUCUCGCAUAGCCGGGUGAAGAGGCACGGAAAGUGGCCACCGAUCAGCAGCAUGGUCAUGGCCAGUACGUACCCUCGUAUCUCUCACCUCCACAGCGCUAAUGGGACUGCAGUAUCCCAGCUAGGCGGUUUCAACACCCUCAUGUACUAUUCGGCCACGCUCUUCGCGAUGGUGGGCUUCAACAAACCCGCCGCAGUGUCGAUGGUGACGCGUGGUCCUCCUGAUUACCGUCCUCGGAAUGGCAAGUCCCUCUCUCUAGUGGUCGCCGCCAUAGCCUUCCACUGGAUCCCCGUCAACCACGAUCUCACCGUCGUACAAACGCAACACAUGAGCUGGGCAAGCAUCCUCCUCCUCGUGACCAUCAUCAUCUCGUCGACGUUUCUGUCCAUGAUGAAGGCCAUGACGCCGAGCGGGGCCAGACGCUCGUGGAUCAUGGAUCCCAUUGACGGGACGGCAGCCUUCAUCCAGGGCCAGCAGUAUGCCGUCUCCGUGGCGCUCGUCGAGGGCGGCGAGCAGAAGGUGGGCGUGGUGGGGUAUCCGAAUCUUGCGUUCCGCAGUGCGCGGGUCGGUGAGGAUGACGUCGACAGGGAGGGUGACGGCAUGAUGCUCGCUGCUGUCAAGGGCCAUGGCGCCUGGACGCGGCGAUUGACACGUUCGCGUCUUGAGCCGGCAGAACCGCUCUGGCCGGCUCGCUCGGCGGGAGACGGCGCGCUUCGCCUUGCGGACAGUCUGGCGAGCCCGUUCAUCGCGGUGAAGAAGCAUCUCGCUGUGCGAGAUGGGUUAGGGAUCGCGGAGGAAACGGUGACGGAUCUCUGGUCCAUGCAGGUCAAGUACGCUGCGCUUGCCAUUGGGGCUUGCGAUGUGAUGAUUUGGAUCCCGAAGGAGAGGGAUUUCCAUCCUUAUGUCUGGGACCACGCUGGUGGGAUGCUGGUGUAUGAGGAGUCGGGGGGCAAGAUUACGGAUCUGCGAGGGAAAGCGUUUGAUUUUGGCAUGGGGAGGCAGCUCAGCGAGAAUUUCGACGUUCCCAGUGCUCCUUUGCUACUACACUUUCAAACCGUUACCCGUCAAACCGAAAAGCUGGAGCUACCGUCGAUCUCCCAGGUCCACACAAGAGGUCCUGUUGAUAUCCCUUGGUACAACCACCACGCCGCGGAACGACCUCUGUUGUCUGGUGACAAACUUCCGGCACUCAGUCUUCCCACGGCCUCGCAGCCGAUCGUCUCGGGCCAGUCCUACAGGGCGAGCUACGAAGAGUCGGCUCCAGGUUCGACCAGCUCAAGCGCUCGGACAAGCCUAUCGUCCGGGACCGCACCGACUGUCAGCGAGGCCAGGACUCCGCCGCCGUCUGUUGAUCUUGUAGCUGGUGGCCCCGGCCGUCUCUCCCUGGAAUCGUCCGCCCCGCAGGAUUACACCGUUGCUCAGCACCCGGUGAGCGACAGCUAUUACCCGAAUCCUACCCCCCUGGGCAGCAUGAACCAAACGCAAUCCUACAUGGAUGUGCACUCGUCGCAUCUCUCAUCCACGCAGCCGUACGCUUCUCAAGCGGCGACGGCAGGAGCGAUGGCCCACUAUCCGCAAUAUCACCAGCAACCGCCUGUCCUGCAGCCAGCCUCGACCUAUGGUCCUGCCAGCUCUUACUCGCAAUAUGCCUAUCCUGGCGGUGUUGCCUCGACCCAGCCCGCGCCACCCCCGCCAACGACAUCGAUGAGCAGCCAGGUGCCUGCUCAAUUGCUGCCUUUGCCUGUCAACAGCCACACAGUGACAACGCCGGGCUAUGGCAACACCACGGGAACACCGAUGCAAGGGUUUGUCUAUGAUACCUCUGGGCAGUUGGCGCCCCCAGGUGCCAAGCCGCGAGUCACUGCCACCUUGUGGGAAGACGAAGGGAGCCUCUGUUAUCAGGUAGAAGCUAAGGGCGUCUGUGUUGCCCGUCGAGAGGACAACCACAUGAUCAACGGUACCAAGCUGCUCAACGUAGCUGGUAUGACUAGAGGUCGUCGGGACGGGAUCCUCAAAAGCGAGAAGGUCCGCCAUGUUGUCAAGAUUGGCCCUAUGCACCUAAAGGGAGUGUGGAUCCCCUUCGAGCGCGCUCUGGAGUUUGCCAACAAGGAAAAGAUCACCGAUCUGCUCUACCCCUUGUUCGUGCACAAUAUCGGUGGUUUGCUGUACCAUCCGACAAACCAGACUCGGACGAAUAUGGUCGUGCAGGAAUCGCAACAACGGCGACUGGAGGGCCCACCAUCUGCGCGAACUCCCCAAGCCUCUCAGCCGCCCGCUCUGCACCACCAUCACUCCAUGCAGAACCCCAUUCCUUCGCAAAUGCCUCAGCCCCCUACGAUGUCCUCGCAGCCUGGUGCUCGUCCCACCCUCGACCGGGCACAUACGUUUCCCACUCCGCCCGCCAGCGCCUCGAGUCUCAUGGGCAUUUCCAACCAGAGCAGCUCGUAUGACUGGAAUAACCAAGGCAUGAACUCUGGCGUACCGAACACUCAGCCAUUGUCAAUCGAUACCACGUUGAGCAACGCACGGUCGAUGCCCACGACCCCAGCGACGACUCCUCCCGGCAACAACAACCUGCAAGGCAUGCAAUCGUACCAGAGCCAAUCCGGGUAUGACAGUUCGAAACCAUACUAUUCAACUGCUCCUUCUUCCCACCCACACUACGCUCCACAGCAUCACCUGUCACAGUAUGGCCAGACGAUGCCACCUCAUUCUUACAUCAAGAACGAGAUGGCGCCACCGGCGGGACGGGCCCCGGGCGGACAGUCGGAGACGGAAACUUCUGAUGUCAAGCCGGUGGACCGGUACUCCCAGAGCAAUGGACACAUUGCUCCCGGGGCGGGCGAGUCUGGCCCCGAGCACGAGUCUGAUUACGUGCACCAUGACAAUGCGGGCUACGGCGCCGCUCGGAGUUCCUACACCUAUACCACUAACCCUUCGGUCGGUAGUCUGACGGGCGAGCAUUCGCAACUGACAACAGACAUCACCGGCUCCCCGCAGCAGAACGGGUCUGGACGUAUGACCCCACGGACAAGUGGUGGGCCUCCUCCGCAAUGGGCGUCGGGCUACGCGUCUCCUCCUCGACCGAUCGCUGCCAGUAGUCUCUAUAACAUUGUCAGCGACACCCGCGGGACAUCAGCCAAUGGAACCGGCUCGGACAACUACACUGUGACUUCCAACUCGGCACCAACAUACUCCACCAUGGGUGGAUCGUUGGGGUCCAGCAAGCGGGGACGGGAAGACGACGACCUGGAUCGCAUGGGCCGGCCGGACAGCCAGGGAGAGUACGAAAGCAAGCGCCGACGGACCAUCACCGAAGCCACAGUUGGCGGACCGGUUGGCGGAGUGCCGCUGGGACUACAGCCGAUGAAAGCCGGAGGUGCCAUGCCUCGUCGUCGAUGA